UGUUGAGCUAUAUUCAGCUUUGAAUUUGUUUGCGGCAAUCUGGAUCAUUCUUUGAGACUUUCGACAUAUAAGACAAUGGAUUCUCUCAGCCCCGAAGAAACUUUCCCAAAUCAAGGACAAAGAAAUCCAGGAUGCUACGUGCGCUUCCGCGGGAUAAGCUAUACAAUGACACAAAGGAGAACCUUUGUGGAUCUUCAUAUCUCUUUGAUUGCUGCGCAAUGAGUUGUUUAAACAUCCAAUUGAGUUAGACUUCACCAAAUCUGCGAUGGCUUCCAUGCGAAGCUUGACCAACCUGCCAACACCAUUUGCAAAGAAGUAUGGUGUAGACCCUCAAUUGAGCCCUCUUAAAAAGUCUGGCUUCACUCCUACUCUACCACCUUCCAUCAUACCCAAGAACGCUGGCCUUUUCCUUGAUCCAAGAACCGAAAGGUAUCAGCGAAAGAUCCUCAAAGGAUUUACCGCUCGAGAGCUUGAUGAUUUGGGCGCGUACCCCGACCCCAACGCCAAGGAGUCAACAUUGAACAACUUGAUCGAUGGCAUUCUUAAGGUCGAGAACUGGCAAUCUCCCACUCCCACAGCGCCAGGGUUUCCAAUUGUUGCCAGCGGAGAGGCAUACUUAGUAGGGCCAAAUCCAGGAACAUGGCAUGCAGAAAAUCCAGUUGUUUGGCAGAUUCUGGAACCAGUAUUGAAAUUGACUUCUCGAUUUCUUUCUAACAUCAACACAAAUAUCUUGAUCGAUGCGUUCUUGUUCGGCAGAUUUCGAGAAUUGCCGCCAAACAAAUGGGUGAGGGACUUCCCUGGAGCUCCGGAUUGUUAUUCAUUUCACACUCGAAAACCCGAAGAUAGGAAUCCUGAUGCAGCUAAAACUGCAUUGCAGGUAGCUUUUCCCAAGUUACUCGUACAACAGAAGAUCCAAUUAACACUAGAAUUUCUUCACCCUGAUAGCAAAAUACGUCCAAAUGUAGAGGCUCUGGGAAGUUCUCAUGCUGUAACGUGGGGAGACAAGGCAGAGUUCGGGUUUGGUAGACAGUAUAUCUACAUCGGGCUGAAUAUUGACAAGUAUCAGCCGCUUCUGAGGAAUGAUUUAAGUAUUUCGGAGAAGUUGGCUGAGCAGUAUCAAUGUUCUGUUACUCUGUUACACGAGAUAUUGCAUGCUAUCAACUUCGCUUUUUCAUUCAGUUACCUGAGAGAACAUGAUCAUUAUACUGAUUAUGAACCCUUCUUCGAAGAACAUAUAUUUUCAGAGCUUGGAUUUGCUCUAGAGACGUCUAUUUUCGACGGUAUAAUAUUUCCGUUCGUCGAAAUGGGACGCUUUGAGAAGACUGAAGAUAAACGGGACAACUAUCCCCACCUUGGCUUCUGGCUUCUCUCCUAUCCACUUUCGACCUCAUUCGAAGUAUCUCAAAACCAAAGACUGCUCGUGGGUGCCAGAAGACCCAGAUUCGACUCUUUCAGUCCUAUUCCAUCGAUCUACUUUGAGAAUAUACAACAGGAAGGCUUUUGGGACGUGGUUGUGCGGAAAUUUGGUGUGUCGGUUGCGAAGCCUCGAUGCUCGGUUCAUACAACAGGAACAAGAGGUUCCUUUACUCCGAUCAAGCCGAGCCCCAUGCUAGCUCAAUGGAAAAUGUACAGUGACCAAUACUUGAAGGGUAGCACCGACAAUGCGACAAGCGAGGUGAUCGAAGUUGCUCUUUCAAAGCUACCUGCAGAGAAGCGAGCAGAGCAGCUGCAACUAAAAAGAGCCAUGGACAAUAGGAGAUUGCAAGAGCGAGUAGAUUUCCGCAGUGGCCGCUCAGACUUUGCUACUAGAGUUCGAGAGGCAUGGGACUUCGUCAAUGCAAGUUGGAACAUUGACAAAUUAGAAAUCUCCAUCGAGAAGUUGAACAUUGUGGCAGAGUUGAUUCAGGAAGAAGCGGACCAACAAGCAACACAGAUCUCAAUGUUCGUGAUCCGGAAGGACAAAGAUGCGGAUCAUCGAGCACAUCUGGUGGAGCUCAAUUAUUACAUGCGAAAGAUGGCAAGGGCAUUCGAAUCAGACGUAACUCAGAAGACAAAGGACGGUACCUUGGAGAAGAUCGCAAAAGAUAUCAUCGUAAAGCUAGAAACAUGUCUCGUAAUGCUUCACGACAAAAAUCCAGAGCCUGGCCUCAGUUCUAAAGAAUUCUACGAUUCCACGGAGAAAAAGAAGUCAGCAGCAGUCGUAUCGCUAUUGACAGUUUUACAGCAAUUUCCAGCUCCCAUGGACAAGAUCGAGUUGGAUUUAAUGCUCUUGGAAGCUCAGAAAGCAAUCACUGAGCCGAAAGGGAUCCGAUGGGGAACGCUAGGAAAGAGUAUACUAGGAGGAACCCCUCUUUUUGGGAUUCCUUUCCUCAGCGCCAUUUCGAAGCUUCUACUUUCACACGACGGGACACUGGAACAUAAAGAUUUGUACUGGUAUCUGGAAUCCAACGAAAGGGCGAGCCUGGAAGAGCCAAACAAUGUGUGUUCAGAGCCAACAAGGCUUAGCUGGCUAGCUUUCUGGAAUGCGAAGAAAGUCGCAGUUUCCACACUUGCUGUGGGCCCUGCGCCCGAGAUAUCGGUGAAAAGUUCUAAGAGAUCUUUGACAAGAGUUGAUGACCCAUCAUCGAUGACGGUAGUGGCUUCGUGUACAAGGAGAGAAGAUGAUGAUGGUGUUGUGGAAGCGAUCUUGAAUCAGAUCUUCUGGAAUAGAUUUCGCCAUUAAGAGGUGUCAUCAUCUAGUACCAAAGCAGACAUAUGCCGCUCUUCAUUCUCGAGGUGAUUGAUGGAUCAUCAUGUGACAUGUA
Messenger RNA from Mollisia scopiformis, 2804 nucleotides. RefSeq lists its product as uncharacterized. The record is from RefSeq and is a predicted model, not a curated record. The transcript is spliced from 6 exons. Lineage: Eukaryota; Fungi; Ascomycota; Leotiomycetes; Helotiales; Mollisiaceae. Bases 266 to 2722 code for a protein of 818 amino acids.